This is a messenger RNA of Pieris macdunnoughi, 1644 nucleotides long. The record is from the annotation of a GenBank genome assembly. Lineage: Eukaryota; Metazoa; Arthropoda; Insecta; Lepidoptera; Pieridae.
AUGUCAUUUAUGUUCACACUUGUGCUGCUGCUAAUCCAAAGGGUGUACUCCGAUUCCCCAAUAAUAGAAACGCCGUGGGGCCUAAUUCGAGGGGUGCCCGCUGAUGAUGGAGACUACAACAUGUUUUUGGGUAUACCCUAUGCUCGUGUAGAUCCAGAAAAUCCAUUCGGGGCCGCAAAGCCGUUUCCAAAAUUCACUGGAGUCUUCGAAGCAAACAACGGCACCACGAUCUGCCCUCAAAGGGAAGAAGUUUCACAAGAGAUACGGGGAACACUAGAUUGUCUAGUAUUACACAUUUAUGUGCCUGACAUAACAAAAAACAAGACGCCUGUUCUCGUUUUCGUUCACGGAGGGUUUCAUGAUUUUGGAGACGGGGGACCAGAUACAUAUGGUCCAAAUUAUUUGGUACGCCACGGUAUAAUUGUGGUAUCAAUAAAUUAUCGACUAGGUCCAUAUGGUUUUAUGUGCUUGGACAUACCAGAGGUGUCCGGCAACCAGGGUUUCAAGGAUCAGACAAUGGCAUUGCGAUGGAUCAAGGAAAACAUAGAAUAUUUUGGGGGCGACUCAGACAAAAUUACGCUUUACGGUCAAAGCUCCGGGGCCGUCUCUGUUGAAUUUCAUUUAUUAUCGGAAAACGAGAAAUUAUAUAAUCAAGCGAUAGUGCAGAGUGGAGGAACUUAUGUUUGGAAAGCAGCUAAGAGUACAAAUAAUACUUUACCAUUACUGCUGGCAUCAGAUUUGGGUUUUAAGACGUAUGACGUAUAUAAAGCACUAGCGUAUUUAAAAGGUAUUGAAGUGGAACGAGUUAUAGAGUCUGCGACGAGGUUAAAAAUGCAAAGUAGUGGGUGUAUCGAAAAAAAGUUCAAUGGCGUUGAAGGUUUUCUCUACGUAGAUCCGGUUACAAUUAAAACAUUACCUAAAACGAAGAACCUUCCAUUAUUAGUCGGCAUCACUGAUGCAGAACGGCUGCUUUACGUCAUCAGAGGCCUUACUAAAAACCCAUUGGGCUACGAUCCCUUUAAAGAUUUGGUAAGAUAUGUGCCGCAAAACGAAAUGAGUAAAGCUUAUGACAUCGUGCGUAGAUUUUACAUAGGUGAUGCCCCUAUAACGAUAGAGGUUAUUGAUAAUUUGAUUGAUUUUGAUUCGGAUUUUAAGUACACUUACCCAUCAGAGCAGAGUGUAAUGAGAUUUUUGAAGAGUGAAGCGAAAGUAUACCAUUUUUUGUUCAGCUAUACUGGAGGUAGAAACCAAUUGAAGGUUCGAGACAAUAUUACAAUAGGUGGAGCAGCGCAUUCUGACGAUGUAGGAUAUGUCUUUGAGACUAAACGUUUGCGGGGAAAGGGAAGUGAUGUUGAUUUUUUGGUUCUGGAUAGAAUGACCAAAAUGUGGGCUAACUUUGUCAAGUAUGGUAACCCAACGCCAGACGUCACCGAUCUCCUGCCGAUCGCAUGGCCGUUAGCGACUACUCAAAGACUACACUACUUAAAUAUAGAUAAAGAAUUGUCCCUUGGGAUAAGACCAUUCCACAAUCGAUUCGCAUUCUGGGACCUCUUCUAUUUACAUUAUGUAAAUAAUGCUGGGGUCCUAAAUAGUAUUAAGUUUAUAUUACUAUUUGUUUUAGGUGUUUUGCACUGUAUUGUAUAA